AUGAAGUUCCAGAUCUUUACCGCAGCUCUUUAUGCCUCAUUGGCACUUGCAUCCGCUAUCCCUCAGCCACCAGUUGGAGGUGUCUCUGCCCUUCAGGCCCGAGGCGUUGACAUUGACAACAAGCCAGAAGAGGACUGGGUGUGUCCCGGUAAGGACGGCAAGACGGUAACUUACAAAAAGAACGAAAUCAAUGCCGCGAUUACGAAGGGCGUUGAACUUGCCAAAGAUGGCAAACAAGUCAGCAACGGCAACGACAACCCGUUUCCCUGUAUCCCGGACAAAUACAAAGACGCCAAGCACUUUCCCAUGAAGAACGGAAAGGGCGCUUUCAACGGUCAACGGCCAGCAAAGCCUGAGCGUGUCAUGUACCUACACUCAGGUGAUUCGGAUGACGCGGAGUUCAUCGGGCUCUGGACCCACGAGGGUGCUGCUAAGGGACAGUUCUUGCAGUGCCGCGAGAAGGACGACUAA
Parastagonospora nodorum SN15 is the source of this 471-nucleotide messenger RNA. RefSeq lists its product as hypothetical. Lineage: Eukaryota; Fungi; Ascomycota; Dothideomycetes; Pleosporales; Phaeosphaeriaceae. The transcript is spliced from 3 exons. The record is from RefSeq and is a predicted model, not a curated record. Gene Ontology annotation, molecular function: RNA binding; RNA nuclease activity. The coding region runs from base 1 to 471 and encodes 156 amino acids.